Amborella trichopoda is the source of this 375-nucleotide messenger RNA. Its product is annotated as elongation factor 1-gamma 2. The record is from RefSeq and is a predicted model, not a curated record. Lineage: Eukaryota; Viridiplantae; Streptophyta; Magnoliopsida; Amborellales; Amborellaceae. Gene Ontology annotation, molecular function: glutathione transferase activity.
AUGUUGCAUGCGGGGAACAACAAUAAAAAUGUUUUUAAGGCGUUGAUUGCAGCGGAGUAUGCUGGUGUGGAAGUCAACCCCAUCGAGUCUUUUGAGGUGGGGGUUUCUAAUAAGACUCUUAAAUUUCUUAAGAUGAACCCAAUGGGCAAGGCUCCCAUGUUGAAAACACCUGAAGGUCCCAUAUUCGAGAGCAAUGCUAUAGCACGUUUUGUUGCUCAUUUGAAGGGAAAUGACAUUCUCUAUGGCACUUCACUAUUUGAAUAUGAACGCAUAGAGCAAUGGAUCGAUUUUGUGAUUUUGCAUCUCUUGAAAUUGAUGCCCACAUUAGUCGGUGGUUCUACCCUAGACUGGGUUUCAUGGUCUACCUUCCCCUAG